This is a messenger RNA of Haliaeetus leucocephalus (bald eagle), 2624 nucleotides long. It is a transcript of the gene PATL2, whose product is annotated as protein associated with topoisomerase II homolog 2 (yeast). The transcript is spliced from 17 exons. Gene Ontology annotation, molecular function: RNA binding. Gene Ontology annotation, biological process: deadenylation-dependent decapping of nuclear-transcribed mRNA; P-body assembly. NCBI's taxonomy places the organism in Eukaryota, Metazoa, Chordata, Aves, Accipitriformes, Accipitridae. The record is from RefSeq and is a predicted model, not a curated record. Gene Ontology annotation, cellular component: P-body. The coding region runs from base 130 to 2436 and encodes 768 amino acids.
CCCCACACUGAGCCAGUAGAUCCUGCCCUCGCUGGCGGUGCUGGUGGCUCCUGCUCUUCCCUUUCCACCUGCAGAGCAGCUAUCCUUGAGGACUACCUGCUGCUGGAAGAUGCGCCUCUGCUGGAGGAGAUGGCCGAGGAGGAUGAAGAGUUCGACCUGUACAACGAGAUGACUUUUGGGUUAGACCGAGACUCCACUGAGGAGGACACCACAAAACUCCUGAUGCCUCUGGAGAUGAACCCUGAGCUGGCUGAAGCGGUGGUAGAGAAGACCGAGGCUGGGGAGGAACAAGGGCCCACAGCAAAUGAGCAGCCAGAGGAGCUGGGAGAACCCCAGGAGGAAGGUGGGAUGGAGCUGGACGUCGAGCAGGGUGGCUCCGAGUUGGAGGAGGAGGAGCUAGGGACUGAGGAACAGGAGGAAGACCAGGAGCCCUGCGAGGAGCCCAAUGACCUGGGGGACCCGGCAGUGAUGAGAGCUGUGCAGACCAAACCCACACUGGAGAGCCAAGACUCGGCAGUGCUGGACAGUAGGAUUGGUGCUUGCUGGGCAGAGUUUGGCAAAGAGGAUGUGCUGGCAAUGGAUCCCGUGGUGUGGGGCUCCUGCCCCAGCAGCAUCCCACCCCACCAUGUUCUGGAGGAUAAAGCCAUCCUCCAGGUCCUGGAGAGGCCCCCACCAUCCACCAACAUGGCCCUUGACUUCAUCGGCUCCCCAGUGCAGAGGGGCUAUGGAGGCUCUUCCCGGCUCAAGCACCCCAACUUAAGACUGAUGUCCCCCAAGUCCUUCCCCCAGCGCUUUCUCCAGCAGCAGUCGCCUCUGAUGACUCGCUCCCUGUGUUCCUCUCGGCCCUACAUGCCAGCUCGCAGACCCUCUCCACUCUUCACUUCUAACCAGGGUACAAGGUAUGUGUCUCCAACCCCUUUCCGGCCCAUGUCACCCAACAUCAGCAGCUCUCCACAGCCUCUUGCUAUGCACUUCGGUCCCAUGUCUCCCUCUUUGGAGCCCGCUCUCUUCUUCAGUCCAUCAGCCAGUGGCCAGCUGAACCUCAGUGUGCCCAGCCAUAUGACCCAGCUUCACCCCCAGCACCAGCGGAUCCUGACCAAGCGGCAGCAGCAACGCGGGCAGGCACGGAGCAUCUCCCCCAAGAAGCUGUGGUCUCCUAAAGUGGACCCUUAUGCUGGACUGAUGACCUCCAAGGAGAAGGACUGGGUCGUCAAGGUGGAGAUGAUCCAGCUGCAGAGUGAGAACAUGGAUGAUGACUACUACUACCAGAUGUACUACCACCGGCUGGAGCGCAAACAGGCAGAGGAGCUGUUCCGCGGGCGCAACAAGCAGGAGCCCCCCAAGCUGGUCACGCCGUUCAUCCAGAAAGUGGAGACAUAUGACUCUGGUGAGGGGCUGGGGUGGGCAGUGGGGGGCUGGGUGAGGGACUGGGAUGUGGUCUCACCGUAUCCCAUCUCUCUUCCAGUGGUGCGCAUUGCGGGCUCGCUGGGCCAGGUUGCAGUGUCCACCUGCUACAGCCCUCGCCGGGCCAUCGAUGCUGUGCACCAUGCCCUUGUGGAUGAGGCUGCAGGGAGCCAUCGGCUUCGGGCACUGCACAGGAUCGAGAAGCUCUUCCUGCAGCUGCUGGAAGUGGAGGACUUGCAGCGGAAGACAUCCCUGGCCCCAGAGGAGCAGCAGCCCUGCUGUCAGGAGCAGAAGAGCCAAGAAGUGGAGCGUCUCUACCAAGCCUUGAAAAUCGGGGCUUGCAGCAGUGCAGAGGAGGCAGAGGAUGAAUUCCUGCAACUCCUGUGUGUGCGGAAGGGCAAGAAGCUCACGGCCCGGCUGCUGCCCCACCUGACCCAGGAGCAAGCAGAGAAGAUCCUGCUGACCGUCACCCACCACCUGCCCUUUCUCAUGAAGAAGGACGUGUUGGAUGAGUCUCUUCCCAUGCUCUACAGCCCGUUGAACGAGGUGGUGGGUGGAAUGACUUUCAGCAAACUCAUCGAGGUCCUGCAGGAGAUGACCAGGCCUCUGCCCAAGUCCCCUGAGCUCCCCCUCACCAUGGCCUUGAAGAACCAGGUACGCGGUCCUCAGGAGGGCAGAGCCUUGUGGCACCCCCGGGGUGCCACCGGUGCCGGCUGUGACACUCCUCCUGGUGCUUCCCUGCAGUUUGGGAUCUCCUUGCUCUACUCCCUGCUGAGCCGUGGCGAGAGGCUGCUGUCCUCCGAUGUGCCACUGGAGCCACACAGAGGGGACUUCGAGACGUGGACAGACAUGGUGUUCCUGGUCGCCCGGGAGCUGUCGCAAGUGCCCAAGGCUUUACUGUCGGAGCCUCUCUUCUUGCCCAGCAACCUUCUUUCGCUCUUCUGCCGCUACCUGGACAAGCAGACCAUCCACUACCUGGAAGCCAAGAUGGAGUGCUCACUGCUGCCGUCAGAGGCUGCCAUGCCCUGCUGAGCCCCCGGGGAGCAGGGGAUGGGAGCCAGGGCCAGCAGCACUGGGAAUGGGCAGAGCCUGCUGCUGUGACUUUGGGUUUCGAAGCAAACACCCUGGUGCAGGGCACUCUGGGUGAACCGGGCACUGGCAGGGCCGGUGCCCAAGGGCUGAUGCUGACCUGCCCCAAUGCCUGGGAGCACAGCACGGAG